GUUUGAAGAUGCCUGCUCUCAUCAAUACUGACGUCGUCGUGGUUGGUGCUGGCAUUGCGGGUCUAUCAGCAGCAGCGCACCUCGUCAAGCAGGGAGUGCGACGCAUCACGGUCUUAGAGGCGUCCAACAGAAUUGGUGGUCGUAUGAGAACCCAGCCAUUUGGCAGUGGCAUCAUUGAAUUAGGAGCGAACUGGAUCCACGGGGCCAGUCUUAACAAUUCUGUCUUCACCCUGGCGAGUCAACACGCCUUGCUCACACCGUAUGUCACUUUAAACAGAAUGGAAGGCUACUGCUACACUGAAGACGGACAUGCCAUUUCGACAGACGUCACAGAAAAAGUUGUAUCUGCUUACCACCAAAUUGGAAAGGAUCUGGAGGAAAGUGACAGCUUCAAAACAAGCUAUGUUUCGUAUGAAGAAUUUGUGGAUACACGAAUAGACGAAUGCCUGUCAACGAUGCGCCAGUCAGACCAACGCGAUGCCAAAGCAGUGUUUAACUGUUUAAAGAACCGUGAUCGAUUCCACAAUGGUUCAGAUUUGGGGGAUUGUUCACUGAAAGGCAUUGGAAUCUACGAAGAGCUUCCCGGGGGUGAGGUCAAAAUACCAGGACGUGGCAUGGAGGGCAUCAUUUCAGUGUUGCAUAACUGUCUACCACACGGUACUGUUCACUUAGACACGGAAGUAUUAACUAUUCAAUGGAGAGACACUUCAAGCAAUAACCAAAUCAAAAUCGUUUGCAGUAACGGCGACAUCUUUUAUGCAGAUCACAUCAUCGUGACCUCAUCUUUGGGAUAUCUGAAAAAACAUCAUCGCAGUAUGUUUGUUCCGCCGUUGCCAACGUGGAAACAAGAAACUAUUGAUAGAACUGGGUUCGGAACAGUUAACAAAAUAUUCCUCGAAUUUGAAAAGCCAUUUUGGACACGGGGUCGCGGAGGCGUCAAAUUUGCCUGGACGGACAAAGAAGCAGAAAUGAAAUCGCCAUCUGAGUGGUACAAGCGUAUCUUUGCGUUUGACGAAGUGCUCAAUAACCCCAACGUCCUGGUGGGAUGGAUCGCCACAGAGGCAGCGGUCCAUCUCGAGUCCCUUGACGUCAGUGAAGUAUCUCAAACCUGCAUCGAAUUUCUGCGACGAUUCUUGUCUAGUCCUUCACCGGAGAAACCAAAACGAGUGGUCGUGUCUUCUUGGAAAAACGACCCGUGGGCAUGUGGGUCCUAUUCCUUUUGUGCUAUGGAAACUCCAAAUGAUUUCGCAAAUCAGUUAAUGGAUCCAGUGAUGGAAGGAAGAAAGCCUGUGGUGUUGUUUGCUGGGGAAGCUACCCACUUUAAGUGGUACUCCACCAUGCACGGGGCGCGAUCGUCUGGUUUGAGAGAAGCAGAAAGGUUGCUUCAUUUUUACAACGUUUCUUCACAUCUGUGACAGCUGUACGUGUAUGUAGCAAGACAGGGUCAUGCUACCCCGACAUGUAUUUGUUUUUCACCCUAUUUUUAAAGUUAUCAUAAAGAUUAUUUACAAUGUUUCAGAUUGCAACUAACAACAUUUACAAUUAAAACACCUAGCAGGUGUGUAUGACCUGGCUCGGCCUUAAGUAGACUGCAAACAUACUUCGGAAUAAACUUGAUCAUUGUUUAUAUUUAUACAAGCACACCUGCCUCUUCAGUUUCGAAAUUAUUUCUGUCAAGUACAGAGUACAAAUCUAGUCUAGUUUUAUAAAGGUUCUUCAUAAUAAAACAAAACAAAACAACUGAAAACCCCCACAAAAAAACAACAACCCCACAACAAAACUCCAGUUAAUCUCUCUAUC
Gigantopelta aegis is the source of this 1800-nucleotide messenger RNA. RefSeq names its product spermine oxidase-like. Lineage: Eukaryota; Metazoa; Mollusca; Gastropoda; Neomphalida; Peltospiridae. Gene Ontology annotation, molecular function: polyamine oxidase activity. The coding region runs from base 9 to 1415 and encodes 468 amino acids. The record is from RefSeq and is a predicted model, not a curated record. The transcript is spliced from 3 exons.